Stylophora pistillata is the source of this 1125-nucleotide messenger RNA. RefSeq names its product mitochondrial basic amino acids transporter. The record is from RefSeq and is a predicted model, not a curated record. Gene Ontology annotation, molecular function: transmembrane transporter activity. Lineage: Eukaryota; Metazoa; Cnidaria; Anthozoa; Scleractinia; Pocilloporidae. Gene Ontology annotation, cellular component: mitochondrion. Gene Ontology annotation, biological process: transmembrane transport.
UCGGCGGAAAAUUGGUCAACUAAAUCCAGAGAGAUGGAGGUCGGACGUGAGUUUAUUGCCGGUUGGUGCGCAGGAUGCACUGGAGUAAUUGUCACACAACCAUUGGAUACUGUGAAGGUCAGAAUGCAAGUUCUCUCUUCAGGAAGUAAACCAGCCGCCACCACAUCGUUGUCCUGUUUUUACAAUAUCAUCAAACACGAAACGAUCUUCGGUUUGUUUAAAGGCAUGGCACCUCCUCUUGCAGCCGUCGCCCUACAGAACGCCAUUUUGUUCGGAGUGUAUGGUAAUGUGCUGAAAAUGUUCUCAUCCAAGAAUGGCGACAAGCCUGCCCUGUCUCACGUCUGUUUUGCCGCGGCUGCCUCAGGAGCCGCUCAGCUCUGGGUGGUGGGUCCUAUGGAACUUAUCAAGAUCAAACUACAGUUGCAAACCGAAGGAAAGCAUAGCAAAUCUUCACACUAUCGCGGAGCCAUGGAUUGCAUCCGAAAGAUUUACAAGACGGCUGGUAGCAGGGGGCUUUUCCAAGGAGCUACACCUCUUAUUUUCCGGGAUAUCCCGGGGUUUGUCGUGUACUUUGCAUCAUACGAGAUCCUUUUGGAUGCGCUCUCUCAAAGAAAGUCUACUACUGACACGCAACCCCUAGUUACGAUGCUUGCGGGCGGCCUUGCUGGAAUGAUUGGCUGGUUCUCCACUUUUCCGUUUGACGGCAUUAAGACCCGUAUGCAGGCAGAUGGGAAUAAAGGACUUUUUACCUACAAAGGAACUGUAGAUUGCUUCCUUCAAACCUACAGGGCAGGUGGCGUAAAAAGUUUAUUCGCGGGCGUAGGACCCUGCUUACUACGAGCAUUUCCGCACAACGCAGUUGUUUUCGUCGUGUACAACUUGGUCUCAAAGUGGUUAGGGAACUGCAUCUCUCCAGUCGAUAAUGGCUAUAACUUGAAAGUGGAUUGAUCCGAGCCAAAGAGAACGCGUAGUUCUUCUAAAUUAAGUGAACUCGAAAUUGGAGACUCUGUAUAACUAUCAUUAUUUAUUUCUCUUUCAAAAGAUUUAUUCUAGAUACUAUUAUUUUUCCAAGGGUUUCUAUAUUUGAGAAUAUAUUUGAAUAAAGAUGUAUAUUGCAUGUGAAUU